UCGAAUGCACCGACAACGGAAAAUCCGCAAAAGCACUUGAUGUACGCAGAGACUAAAUGGCUGACAUUAUGUCAGUAUCACUGAUGUUUCCACACGAUUAUGUUAAUCAAGCGUUUCGUUGUCAUGAUGUUAUUUCAUAGUCUUGUCCCAAAGGCUGUUGUACGGACAGCUGAAAACUACCUGAAAACCGGAAGUAGAUUUAGUCAAGUUCGGCAAAUUGGCGGGACAGGUAGAAGGACUUCGUACCGAAACAUCGCAAACUCUCCACUAGGACACUGCAAAAUGAAGAGAGGUGCGCUGAUCGUUUUUGAAGGGGGAGACCACAGUGGGAAAACGACACAAUGCAGCAAACUCGAGCAGGCGUUAACAUCAAAAGGAGAGCGUGUUAAACUGUUAAAAUUUCCAGACAGAACCUCUACCAUUGGCAAGAUGAUUGACAACUACCUUGGCAACAAAGUUGAAAUAGAAGACCACUCUGUCCAUCUCCUCUUCUCUGCCAACAGAUGGGAAAAACAGCCACAUAUUAUGGAACUGUUGAACUCUGGAACAACAUUGAUUGUGGAUAGGUACGCUUUCUCAGGUGUUGCCUUUACAGCUGCCAAGCCAGGCUUUGAUAUCGAGUGGUGUAAACAGCCAGACAUAGGACUUCCAAGGCCAGACCUGGUGUGUUUUCUCACACUGGAUACAGAAGCAGCAGCGAAGAGAGGCACAUUUGGGGGAGAGCGCUAUGAACGGACCGAUUUUCAAAAGAAAGUUCUGAGCAAUUUUGAGAAACUAAAGGAUUCUACUUGGAAGGAAAUUAAUGCUGAUAAGAGCAUAGAGGACUUGCACAAUGAAGUCUUGGACCUGGUCACAAGGACAAUGGUCUCUGUGGGGGAGAAGCCAGUAGGAAAACUUUGGAUGCCAGACGACAUGGGAACCCAAUAAAGAGUGCAGCAAUUGAAUAAUGUACAUUUCUGUUUGAAUGUGAAAAAAAUUAAUUUAUUUUAUAAUACUAUCACUUUAUGAUUUUAUAAGAAUGUGCUGUGUUUAUGUACAAGUCCAAAACGUUAUCUUUAAGCUACUAACUUCAAUGAAAUAUGAUAGUUAUGCUUGAAGAUUCACCUACUCUUUUGACUGUAAAUCACUUAUAUUUCGUGUGGGAUUUAUUUUCGCAUUAAUUCGCGAGGAGAGUCAAACGUGAAUUCAAAUCCCUCGCGAAUAUUUAUAUAAGAAUGACAAGAAUAAGUGACGUCCAUUUUGAAUCUACCGUAAUCUUUAGUUGGUGAACAGACAUCGCUGUUAAAGUAAUGAUAGAAUGAUAAAUUAUAAACUUAUAUCAGAGUGUAAUUUCAUAUCACAAAACACUACAUAUGAACGGGCGUGAAAGCUUUAUUUACAUUGAAAACAACUCAAUUCACUCUCAACAUGGAAAUAUCGCUGACCUGUUAACUUCAUUCGUGAAUUUAAAGUCAUUUUGAGAUCAGAAUUCGCGAAAUUAUGUAUUCGCGAAUAAGUUGAAUGAGGUGAGUUCACGAAAUUAAGUACUCGCGAAAUUUAAGUGAUUUACAGUAUAAGUUUGCUUUUAUGUUGUCAUGUCUCAAAAACAAGUUCAAUGUUAUUUGAAAGAUUUUGGUAAGACUUGACCACUUUCAAAAUAAAAGGCUCAAGAAAAAAUUGAAAGGGGAGUUAAGGGGUAUGUAAUGUAUAUCUAUGUAUUUAUCAACCUUUUAAUACCUAGAUGUCUUGCCUUCAGAUUGGUACUGUUUUGCAAACUGGUAUUAAAUUCUAAAGUGCUUUCUUUAUAUCUGAAUUAUAGCUACAUUGUAUAUGUAAAGUCUAUUGGCCAUGUGGGCAUUUAUCUUCAAUAUUAUCUGUGAUUUGUAGAAAUUCAUUAUGUAUUAAUUAUAUUUUGCCAAUUUUAUUUUUUAAUACUUUAUUCAUAGUUCACGUUAUACACGGAUUGUCCUUGUUUUGAAAAAGUCAUAUUUGUGGCACGUUUCCAAUCACUAAAUAAAAAAACCUGAGCACAUAACAAAAAUAUCCCCAGUGACCAUUCAUUAAAGUCCCUUUUUCAUUGUGAAUAUUCAGCUCAUCAUCAUGAAAUUGCAGACUUGAACCUCAUUCAAAACAUUGUUAUUGCUAUAUCUUGUAUAAUAUAUAUAAAAUAUGUUAUAAAUUCUUGAUAUGAUGAUCCAAUGCCGUAGCUUACCAUUAUGAAAUACCUAGGAAAUAUUUUUUGAAGUAGGAAUCCUCUUGAAAUAAAUAUCAGUAUUAUAUAUAUAUAAACAAGAGGCCCAGAAGGCCUGCAUCGCCCACUUGGAUGUGAGAGUAAUUAUAUCAAAUUACACUAGUUUAAGUUAUAUUUCAUAUUAUAUCAAAGGGCAAUAACUCUGCAAAUUAUGGUAAAUAAUUCCCAUUUUCAAUCUCAUCCAAGAUCUUGUCCAUAUAUGACUGCAUCCAAAGUUCUUCAAACUUUGUUGAUAUUUACUGAAGUUAACAUUGUCACAAAAGUAUGGUUAACAGACAGCCGGAUGCCACAUGUGGCAUAAGCUAUUAAUGCAGUAUCGCGAGUAAAUAAUGGUAUUUUAAGUUCCAUUUAUGUUAUACACUGUACUGCUGAGCAUACAAUUCUACAUGGUAGCGGAGAUUCACAAAUAUUUCAAGCAAAUAAUUUGAUGCAUGUACAUUCAGACAUUUUCAAAAAUUUUGUCAAAAGAAAUUACAGCCUGGUAAGAAUUUACGGAAUGAUUUGCUCAGUAAAUCCAUAAUGUGCAUGGACUUGGAUUAGGAUUUACCUUGAAUAGCUAUGUGUUUUGGCUCAACAGCAGUGCUAUGCUAUUAAAAUCCAUCUUCGCUAUCAACUGCCCAUAAGAACAUGCCUCCUGUAUUUUGCUUUAUAAUGUUGAACUGCAAUAUUUGAAUGAAUGUGAUUUUAUAUACAUAUUAGAUGUAUAACAUGUUUUCCUAAUGGUUGAUAUUAAAAAAUAAAAGGAGAGUUA
Messenger RNA from Pecten maximus, 2981 nucleotides. RefSeq names its product thymidylate kinase-like. The transcript is spliced from 5 exons. Gene Ontology annotation, biological process: dTDP biosynthetic process; dUDP biosynthetic process; dTTP biosynthetic process. Bases 100 to 927 code for a protein of 275 amino acids. The record is from RefSeq and is a predicted model, not a curated record. Gene Ontology annotation, cellular component: nucleus; cytosol; cytoplasm. NCBI's taxonomy places the organism in Eukaryota, Metazoa, Mollusca, Bivalvia, Pectinida, Pectinidae. Gene Ontology annotation, molecular function: ATP binding; dTMP kinase activity.